Cinara cedri is the source of this 758-nucleotide messenger RNA. The record is from the annotation of a GenBank genome assembly. Lineage: Eukaryota; Metazoa; Arthropoda; Insecta; Hemiptera; Aphididae.
AUGUUGUAUGAAGCAAAAUGGUUAGAACAAAGGAAGACAACCGAAGGAAAACAUAAUAUUUUGUCCAUUAUCAAAGUUGGAAUAGUAAACGAGAAGAAUGUGUGCACGGCGAUGGAGCAUUAGCAGUGAAUGAUGCCAAUAUGAACAAAAUGGCAUCAUUAAAAGAAAUUAUGUAAGCAAUUUGACUAUCAGUACUUGACCGUUUUAAGUACUGUCAUUAUUACAGAAGAAACUUUUCGAAAUACACCCACUGUAAAAAAAAGGAAACAUAAAAUUUCUGAAAUUCCAUCAGAAUUUUAUCCAGUGAUAAAUAUUUCUCCUCCACCAGAGUCCAAACUAAAAGAGGAGGUAAUUUAUAUUUUAUAUUAAUUAUUUAGCAUAACAAAAUAUGUUAUUUGUUUCACUAAUGUCUUCCUCCAAAAAUCAGUAGUUUUUCUGAACUUGAGAUAACUGAAGAAAGAAAACCCGCUGAAACAACUGUAGUAACCGAAGAAACGUUAACAAUCCAAUCUGUUGGAACACCUGAAGUAAUAUACUUUACAAGUUUGAUUGAAGCAACUAAAGAAAAUGAUAAUAAUAAUUCUGAAAGAAUUGACGUAAGCAAAUUGAUUGAAGCAACUAAAGAAAAUGAUAAUAAUAAUUCUGAAAGAAUUGACGUAAGCAAAUUGAUUGAAGCAACUAAAGAAAAUGAUAAUAAUAAUUCUGAAAGAAUUGACGUAAGCAAAUUGAUUGGAAACACUAGAUUUUCACUUAAAUAA